GCAUAAAAUUACCCAACGAAGACGCUUUCAUAUAUUAUGGUGCCGUCACAGUUAUGGCUUCGAAUUUGGCUUACCAAGACUAUUCAUCUGAACCCUCCGUGGUCGAGACCGUCGUCAGUUCCUGCUGGAAGAUGAAUCUACUUGGAUGCUACAAUUUUUGGAAUGAUUUUCAGAACAAGGCUUCGACUCAAGCAUUUAUGUUUCAGAAUACCGCGACGGACCCAAACGUAACAGUGGUGGCAUUUAGAGGCACCAAUAGCAUAGAUAAUAUCAUGGUAGAUUUGAACUUCUCGUGGUGCAAUUUUGAUCAGCGCAUUGGCAACAUCCACAGCGGCUUCAUGGAAGCUCUGGGCCUCCAAAAGGGCCCCAUAGGUUGGCCAACGGAACUCCCCACGCCUGACCACGAUUUCGCAUAUUACUACCUCCGCCAACAACUUAGAGACAUUGCCAAAUCCAACGACAAGGCAAGGUUCGUGUUCACCGGCCACAGCUUGGGCGGAGCCCUCGCAAUCCUGUUUGUCACCAUCCUCUCGUACCACAACGAGUCCGAUGUGCUCAACAAGCUGCAGGCUGUUUACACCUUCGGCCAACCCAGAGUCGGCAAUAGCCAGUUUGCUCAGUUUAUGGAGAAAACUUUACAACAAUAUGCCUUCAAAUAUUAUCGAUACGUUUACUCUAUGGACUUGGCGCCCAGAAUUCCUUUCGAUAUCUUUGAUCAAUGGUACGAACACUUUGGCGGAUGCGUUUACUUCAACUGCUGCUACAGUGGCAAGUUUCUGGAGGUGCAGCCAAACAAGAACUACUUCUCGCCGAUAUGGCUGAUACCCAAAUACUUGUUCGCAUGGUGGGAGCUUAUAAGAAGUUUAAUGAUCCCAAUCAUCAAGUGUUCCAGCUAUUACUUCGAGGGUUUUUCUGCUUUAUUGGUUAGGUUGUUUGGGUUGCUUCUUCCAGGGGCCUCGGCUCACAUAUGUCUCAAUUAUAUUAAUUUGAUCCGUUGGGGAAAAAUACAACAACCAACCAAAGACGUCCAAAAGGCCCUAAUUCCUACAAACUAUCUCCAAGCUCAUCAUCAGUAGUACUAAAAUCUGGAGAACAUGAACAUCCCAAAUAUAUAAUAUAUUUGUAAUGUGUGCGCUUUUAUAUUUUAAUGUGGGAAUAAGGUGUGUUUAUUUGUUAGUGUAUUUCUUGAUGUUAUGCAAAUCUGACCCACGAGCCAAAACGUUUGGUAACUGCUUUUAAAGACUUUAUGUAUGUGAGUGGUUCAUAAUAAAGUUUCGUUCUAAUGUGCUUUAAGAUUCCUGCUUAAUUUCAAUCUAAUUGAAGUACUAUUGUUUUA
Messenger RNA from Momordica charantia (bitter melon), 1336 nucleotides. RefSeq names its product triacylglycerol lipase OBL1. Gene Ontology annotation, biological process: lipid metabolic process. The record is from RefSeq and is a predicted model, not a curated record. Gene Ontology annotation, molecular function: triacylglycerol lipase activity. NCBI's taxonomy places the organism in Eukaryota, Viridiplantae, Streptophyta, Magnoliopsida, Cucurbitales, Cucurbitaceae.